Boeremia exigua is the source of this 1704-nucleotide messenger RNA. RefSeq names its product alpha-glucosidase. Gene Ontology annotation, biological process: oligosaccharide catabolic process. The record is from RefSeq and is a predicted model, not a curated record. The annotation marks the transcript as partial. Gene Ontology annotation, molecular function: alpha-amylase activity. NCBI's taxonomy places the organism in Eukaryota, Fungi, Ascomycota, Dothideomycetes, Pleosporales, Didymellaceae. The transcript has 2 exons.
AAAGACACAAAUGGCGAUGGCUGGGGAGAUGUACCCGGUAUCACGCAGAAGCUGGACUACCUGAAGGAUCUAGGUGUUGAUGUUAUCUGGGUCUCGCCUAUCUACAAGAGUCCUCAGGCUGAUAUGGGCUAUGAUAUCGCUGACUACGAAGACAUUGACCCAAUCUAUGGAACAUUAGAAGACGUCGACAACAUGAUCAAAGAGAUCGAGAAGCGUGGCAUGAAGCUCGUAAUGGACCUGGUCGUCAAUCACACGUCUGAGGAGCACGCCUGGUUUCUCGACUCGCGAUCAUCCAAGGAGUCCUCAAAGCGGGACUGGUAUAUCUGGAAGCCUGCGAAGUAUGAUGCAGACGGGAACCGACAGCCGCCGAACAACUGGGCCCAGAUUCUUGGUGAAGCAAACUCUGCAUGGACCUGGGACGAGAAAACGCAGGAAUACUACCUUUCACUUUUCACGCCCGAACAGCCGGACUUGAACUGGGAGAAUCCUGCAGUAAGAGAAGCUGUCCACAAUGUCCUCCGCUUUUGGCUCGAUCGUGGUGUAUCCGGCUUCCGAAUGGACGUCAUCAACUUGAUCUCAAAGGUGCAAACCUUCCCCGAUGCCCCGACCACGGUCAAGGACAACAAAUAUCAGCCAGGCAACAAGUUUUUCGCAAACGGGCCUCGUAUGCACGAGUUCCUGAAGGCUAUCAACCGGGAGGUGCUCUCCAAGUACGACACGCUCACUGUUGGUGAGAUGCCUUUUGUCCGCGACGAAGACGAGAUCAUCAAAGUGGUCGGAGCUGAGAACGAAGAACUCAACAUGAUCUUCGCUUUCGACAUUGUAGACAUUGACAACGUGCCCGGUGACUUUAAGUACACCCUGCACCCCUGGGAUGCUCGCGAUCUCAAGGAAAUCAUCAACCGUCUACAGCGUCUCAUGCUCGAUCGCGACGGCUGGAACACAAUCUUCAUCGAGAAUCACGACCAGCCGCGCAGUGUCAGCAGAUACACGGAUGACAGUGAUGAAUUCCGUGAGUACGGCGCCAAGCUAUUAUGCCUGAUGCAGACCACCCUCGCCGGCACUCUGUACGUCUACCAAGGCGAGGAUAUCGGCAUGCGCAACGUGCCUGCCAGUUGGGAGCCGUCAGAGUAUAAGGACAUCGAAAGCAUCAACUUCUUCAAGAAAUACCAGGACAUGUACCCUGGCGACGAAGAGAAACAAGCUUACGCUCGCAAGAUCAUGCAAAAGAAGUCCCGCGACAACGCACGAACCCCUGUGCAAUGGACCUCCGAGCCACACGCAGGCUUCACAUCGCCCGACGCCAAACCCUGGAUGCGCGUCAACGACGACUACAAAACCGUCAACGCGGCGGCCCAGCUCGAAAACCCCAACCCAGCGCCUGGUACACUCGCUGUUCACGCGUUCUGGAAGCGUGGUCUGGAGUGCCGCAAAGAGAACAAGGAUGUCUUCGUGUAUGGCGACUUCGAGCUCCUGGAUCCAGAGCAUAAGAAGGUCGUUGCGUAUAGAAGGUGGAGCGAGAAGAGUGCGUUCGUCACUGUGCUCAAUUUCAGCGGCGAGAAAGUCACUUGGGAUGGGCUGGGUGGUUUGAAGGUCAAGAAGUGGGUUGCAGGCAACUAUGAUAAGACGGAUAUUGAUGGCAAGGCGAAGAGUGCCGCGCUGGAACUGAGGCCCUGGGAGGGGCUGUUGGGUCUGCUGGAAUGA